Messenger RNA from Archocentrus centrarchus (flier cichlid), 3558 nucleotides. It is a transcript of the gene kansl1l, whose product is annotated as KAT8 regulatory NSL complex subunit 1-like. Lineage: Eukaryota; Metazoa; Chordata; Actinopteri; Cichliformes; Cichlidae. Gene Ontology annotation, molecular function: histone acetyltransferase binding. Gene Ontology annotation, cellular component: NSL complex. The record is from RefSeq and is a predicted model, not a curated record. The coding region runs from base 341 to 3133 and encodes 930 amino acids. The transcript has 16 exons.
CCUGCCCCUCCUAGUUUGGAUCGCUCGGAUGUGUUUCGCCCUCUCGGCAGUUGGUGAAGAAGAGGAGGAAGAGCCUAACGGAUAGUGUACGGGAGAACGGCCUCGCCGAAAGUCUGGGAAAAGACGGAUAGUAUCGUUUGAUAAGCAGCUGGAUAGCCACAGAAACCCACCAGAUUUGACUUUUCUGAUUUGUAAAUGCUCAGAAAGAUCUGAUGCCAUAUUCCGAAGCAAAUAAGUGAUGUUAAAGUCAGCGGUUCACCUUCUGUUCAGGUCAUUCGGGGCACAGCCUGAGUAGUCUGCAGCCUUGGCUUUCUAGCGCAUCAGUGGUUCGGAGAGGGGUAUGCCCCCAGCCCUGACCAAAAUCCUUAAAAAUGGCCACGGGAUCCAUUUAUCCUCACCUCCUGCCGCUGUUAGAACAGACUCAGAAGGGAAAGCCAUGUGCAGUAUUGAGCUACAGCCUCACAUGAGACCCAUAGAAGAUGAUGAUGAUAACCUCCAGCAGAAGAUGUGGAACCUUUCCUCUUUUCACUCUCUGGACUCCUGCCUCUUGGACACUCCUGCCAGCCCUCUGCUUUCACCGUGCCUGCAGACGUCCGACAGCCAGUGUGAGACGAUGUCCCUGUCCAGUCCAAACUCACUUGUCAACCUCCUGUUCUUCAAUAAAGGCUCCAGAGAUUCUCAUCAGGUGGCCUCAGUCUUCCCAGAUGUACCGGACAUGUUUUUAGCUCCAGGCCCUGAACACAAUAGACAACAGGCUUGUCUGCUGCAUGGAAGGAGUGUAGCUCCUGAAUGUGGACCAGAUGGUGGUGAUGUGCAUCACUCUUCUCUUAACCUCAUCAGUGUUUUUCCUUCAUAUCCCCAGUGGGAGUUUACAUCCCAGGGCCACAAGCACGUCUUUGCACCUCCACCUUCGCUGACAUGGGAGAGAGCAGUAGGGACGGGCUGUCCUCCUCCGGCUUCAGCGCAGCCUUGCAUUGACAGGGUAAACCCUGACCAGCUGACAUCCAAAGCUGUGCUAGAGGAAGCUGCGAAGGCACAGCUCUCUCGGCAGAUAGGCCUACGCAGCCAGGCUUGGAGGCUGCGAAAGAGACUGGAAACCCUGCUAGGAGAGCACGCUGUGCGGCACUGCAACCAGCAGUUGGAGGGGCUGGCAAAACACUGUCAACUUGGAGAUUUGUCUUUUGACUGCCAUGACUCUUCACAAGAAAGCAAUAAACCCCAUUUUCCUUGGCUAGACUCGCCCAUAGCCUCGUCUUCCUUCUCAGAGGUCGAAGAGUUCAGCCACUUCAGUCAGGUGGUACUGAGAGGUCUGCAGGAGGGCUUGGACUCUGAGGCUACAGCCAGCAGCAGCUCAGAUGAGGAGCCGGAGGAGGAAAAGAUUCAAAACAGGAUUUCGUCCAUCAGCCGCAGCAGCUGUGAGAGGCAGUGGCUGGAAGAUAGAGCGGAGAUCAGCAGCCGAUGGAGUUGGUUGGAACUGCGCUUGGCUGCACUAGAAGGGAAUAUACAGCAACUGGUAGAUCUCAGCAAGCGUAUACGCUCUACCAAGAGUGGGGUGGUGCUUGCAGACUCCCAGCCCCUGACUGACAGGCAGAUUCAGCAGACCCUGCUGAAGGAAAUGGCAGGUUUAUCCUACUCUGAUCCUGACAAUGAACCCUACAGCCCUACCCGCCUUCUGCAUAAUAUAGAGAGACAGAGUGCCCAGCUUAGCCAGAUCGUCAACAGUCUCAUUUCUCCUCUAAGCUUUUCACCGCUCUCAAAACAACCACAGACAUGGAAAGACAAGGGAACUCUCCCAAGUGGCCAGAGAGGAGAUAACGUUUUCGUGCCUGCGAGCUCUAAGAAAAGGAGGCUGGGGACUAGGAGGCUCUUCAAAGCUGAUCUGUCAUGUGUGUGUGCUCGCACCCGACCCCUGGUCACCUACCAAAAGCCCAGACUGUUCACUUUCAAUUCUCACAGCCCUGGCAGUCCACUGGACUCAGGAAAGUCCAUGACUACCCUCUCCUCUUUGCUUUCAUCUUCCUGUUCAUCUUGCUCCUCUUGUGAUCCCGUAGCCUCGUGCUCUGAUCCUGACUGCAGCUCCAGUAGGGUCCUCUCCUCCGACACCCUCAACUUUCAAGCUCACCCUGUGUCGUCUCUAACAUUUGGCAUGCCUACGUACCACCACAUGAAGAGGAUACUGGCCAGAGAAGUAUGGUCCCAAAGACCUUUAGUUAUCAACAGUCCAGCUAACUACAAGCAGCACAGCUCCACGCCACUGCACAACAGUCACAAAUACAAGCAGCAUACUAGGCAUCAUAAAAGCAGAGUUAUGGGUUUGUCACCCAUCAGGUUGUCGGUCUCCACUCGGGGUCAACACAGCAAAGCCAGUCAGAGGAAAAAGAAGAGGAGACGCAUCCACAGACUGCUAGAAGAAGAGGAGGAUGUGCUGUACCAGCUCUGCGAUCCAGAAGAAAGUUCAGAUGAUGUGCUAGAGGAGAGCUACACACAUGCGUCACACAAGCAGGUACCACGGGGCUUUGUUCGCAGACGCCAGGGAGAGAGUGUGUACAACAUCAACAACAUUGUCAUUCCCAUGCCACUUGCUAAAGUAGAAAAGCUGCAGUACAAAGAAAUUCUAAUACCCAGUUGGCGAGUGGUUGACACUCAGCCUCUGAUGGAGGAGCCAGAGAAGGAGGGGGGACAAGAAACAGGGCAGGCUGAGAAUCUCAGUGAUGAAGUCUUUGCUCAGCGGCACCUGGCUUUGGAGCGAAAAGAGAAGUCACGCUGGUCAUCUUGGGAUAAGAGGAAACACUGCCGGCACCCUACAAGAUCUGGCAGCAGGCUAUUAGGCAGUAGGGGUGGGAUGUACACAUCAGGCGAGGAGAGUUCUGUGGAGUGGAGUUGCACUCAGCUGGAUCUUGAUGACUCACUGAGGUCAGAGGAGUGGCUGCCUCAGACACCCUGGGAACCGCGAGUCUUUCCUUUGGAUGAGGUUGAGGAAGUCGCUCUGCUCUCUGAGAAAGAAGUCCCAUUAGGGUUCACAGCAAUUAGUUCACCCUCUUCUACAUCAAAGAACUCCAGCUCCUGUCCAGCUCCGCCUCAGUCUUCUUAUGCUACACUGCCCUCUGUGGGACACAGCAAGAACAGCAGUUGAUAUAGCCAUGCCUUCUUUUUGUUUAGAUAUCUCCUCACGUCAGGGACCAUGAGCAGAAAAUGUGCCCCGGGAACCUUAACUGGAAUAUUUAAUACAUUCCAUGAGCAUUGGGAUCUGAUGUAAUGAGAUGAAUCUUUUUAGGCAAAAGUGAUUAUUUUGUGAGUAUUGUGGCAUGUGUCACAGUAGUUCUAACUUCUGCACCAAUUUCAGGUUUUAAUGUAAAAGAGGUACUGUAUGUAAAGUUUUUAAGCAACUCCACUGUAGUGUCAGGUUUCUAUCUCAUUUUCAUCUGUCUAAUGAUAUUUAUAUAUCAACUGUCUUAAAAUGUAAAUAUAGGAUGUGUUUAGUACCUUUAUGUAACUUUUACUUGAUGUAUUUGUGCUUUUGUUUGAAGAUGCUGUCGUGUUUUUUUUUCAUGAAAAAAG